UUUUGAUCAGGCAGGUCCACAGACGCCUGUGUUUACACAAAUUUCCCAGCGUUCUUUGCGGCCUUCCUUUUCCUCCAUUUUUCUCCUUAGCGAAGGUGAACUCACCUGGAGAAAAAACAAGAUGCCUGGAAGACUGUGGAGCAAGGCCAUCUUUACUGGCUAUAAGCGUGGUCUGAGGAACCAGCGUGAACACACAGCCCUCCUGAAGCUUGAGGGUUGUUACACCAGGAACGAGGUGGACUUCUACCUGGGGAAGCGAUGCGCUUAUGUCUACAAAGCAAAGAAGAAGACCGUGACGCCUGGUGGUAAACCUAACAAGACCAGAGUGAUCUGGGGAAAGGUGACUCGUGCUCACGGUAACAGCGGGAUGGUCCGAGCUAAGUUCAGCAGCAACCUACCAGCAAAGGCUAUCGGACACAGAAUCAGAGUGAUGCUGUACCCUUCUCGAGUGUGAAGAGCAUCAGUUUUCUUUGCAGCUGUUUGUACAGAAACAAUAAAAAUAUCAGGUCCAAACCUG
Messenger RNA from Betta splendens (Siamese fighting fish), 517 nucleotides. It is a transcript of the gene rpl35a, whose product is annotated as ribosomal protein L35a. Gene Ontology annotation, cellular component: ribosome; cytosolic large ribosomal subunit. The transcript is spliced from 5 exons. Gene Ontology annotation, biological process: cytoplasmic translation; ribosomal large subunit biogenesis. Gene Ontology annotation, molecular function: structural constituent of ribosome. The record is from RefSeq and is a predicted model, not a curated record. The coding region runs from base 122 to 454 and encodes 110 amino acids. NCBI's taxonomy places the organism in Eukaryota, Metazoa, Chordata, Actinopteri, Anabantiformes, Osphronemidae.